AAAAAUAUCUUCUCAUUAGCCUUGUUGCCACCAUUGAUAAUGACAAAUGAGAGCUCUCUUUUCAUUGUCAGAUGAUGAUCUCAUUUUUUGAGUAUUUUGUAGAGAUAAUUAAAAGAAGUACAAUAUAUUUUAGAGAAAUUAUGGAGAUAAUGAGAAUAAAUUGUGUGUGUUUGUUGUGUUAAAAGUAAGAGGUAUUUAGUAUUAAAAAUAUUUUUUUAAAAAGAUUAAUGCCCAGCUGUCCAAGUUAUGGCCGUUGUGGAAGGGAGAACCGUUGGGAGAGGGAGAAGCGCUGCGUCAAACCUUUAACGUAGCCCACGGUAAAGGAGGCGGUGUUUAAUGUCCCCGUGUUAAACCACCAUUAACGCCUACGGCCGUUAGCACCUUUUCCGGUGGUCUGACAAAUCAAAAACCACCCGUGUUAUUAUGAACCCGUUUAGCUACAUCUUUAAAGAGAAGAUGUAUAGGGUUGCUGGGGCAUCGGAGUACUUGGCCAUUACAGGCUUCGGAAUCCAUGACGUGAAGAUUGCCAAGAAGGCAUGGGUUUUACCGGGACAGUCCUGCAUGAGAUUCGACAUCUCCCCUGUGAACUACACCUUCGAAGUCCAGGCGAUGAGCGCCGAGAAGCUCCCGUUCAUCCUCCCAGCCGUCUUCACUAUCGGCCCACGGAUAGACGACCCCGAGAGCCUCCACAGGUACACCAAGCUCAUCGCCCCCCACGACAAGCACUCCAACCAUGUCAACGAGCUCGUCCAGGGCAUCAUCGAGGGCGAGACCCGCGUGCUUGCCGCCUCCAUGACCAUGGAACAGAUCUUCAAGGGCACCAAGGAGUUCAAGAAGGAGUUUGGGCUCCUCAUUUACAACGCUAAUGUCAAGCAGCUGGUCGAUGUCCCCGGCCACGAGUACUUCUCUUACUUGGGCCAGAAGACCCAGAUGGAAGCCGCCAACCAAGCCAAGAUUGAUGUGGCCGAGGCCAAGAUGAAGGGAGAGAUCGGAUCCAAGGAGAGGGUGGGGGAGACCCUUCAGAAUGCCGCCAAGAUUGACGCCCAGACAAAGAUCAUAUCCACUCAGAGGGAAGGGGAAGGCAAGAAGGCCGAGGUGCGCGUGAAAACAGACGUGAAGGUGUACGAGAAUGAGCUGGAGGCGGAGGUUGCCCAGGCGAACUCCGAACUGGCCAAGAAGAAAGCCGCGUGGGCACAGGCGGCUAAGCUUGCAGAGGUGGAGGCAAGCAAAGCUGUGGCUAUGAGAGAGGCUGAACUGCAGAAGGAGGUGGAGAAGAUGAAUGCUCUGGGCACAACAGAGAAGCUCAAGGCUGAGUUCUUGAGCAAAGCCAGCGUUGAGUAUGAAACCAAGGUGCAAGAGGCAAACUGGGAGCUGUACAAGAACCAGAAAGAGGCGGAGGCAAAACUCUUCCAGAAAGAAAAGGAGGCAGCGGCGCAGAGGGCUACAGCGGAGGCAGAGCUUUAUGCUCGCCAGCAAAGAGCAGACGGAGAAUUGUACAGCAAGCAGAGGGAGGCAGAGGGGAUGGUGAUCCUCGCUCAGGCUCAGGGGGCAUACUUGCGCACGCUGAUGGAUGCAUUGGGAGGAAACUAUGCUGCAUUGAGGGACUACUUGAUGAUCAACGGUGGAAUGUUCCAAGAGAUUGCGAAAAUCAAUGGCGAGGCCGUCAGAGGACUUGCGCCUAAGAUUAGCAUUUGGAACAAUGGUGGUGAAGCCGGUGAUGCAAGCGGCGGCAGUGGGGCCAUGAAGGAAGUUGCAGGCGUCUACAAGAUGCUGCCGCCUUUGUUCAAGACUGUUCAGGAGCAAACUGGGAUGCUGCCACCUGCUUGGAUGGGUACUUUGGGUAAAUCGGAGGCGUAGAUUUCUCUCUACAGAUAUUUCACUAUUUAAGUUUUUCCCUGCAAUUACUACUUGCAGGAUAGUUGUUAGAUAUGGUUGGCAAUUC
This is a messenger RNA of Cuscuta campestris, 1942 nucleotides long. The record is from the annotation of a GenBank genome assembly. Lineage: Eukaryota; Viridiplantae; Streptophyta; Magnoliopsida; Solanales; Convolvulaceae.